UCAUUUAAUUUUCAGUAUAUCGCCAAAAACCAUACCGUGGGAACCUUACAAAGUAGUUUUCACUUUCGACAUACGGCAGCUAACUACUGAACUCAAAAAAUUGCUCGUGGCUUCAAUGGGUGAUGAUCUUACCUGUCAUAUUCAAGCACUGAGUGAGGACAAGGUGCGAAUGGCCUCGAAAAUGAAUACAGAGGACCUUCAGAUAAUGUCAGACAUAUGGAGGUGUAAAUUUCUUGCCAUGAGUGUGCGUGCGGACGAACUCAGUGCUUUAGAAGAAUUAAUGGUUGCUAUCCAGUCUUUACCGGCUACUCAGUCUGUCUUAUCUAUAGACAUAACUAAAUUUUGCGAAAGGACCCCUUGCGACGAGAAAAUUUGUAGACCUGGUCCUGUUACGUCUAAUAUCACGGUGUCGUGUUGUAGAAAUUGUUCUAGCCAUGAAAUUAAGUUACUCUGA
Messenger RNA from Enterobius vermicularis (human pinworm), 454 nucleotides. The record is from the annotation of a GenBank genome assembly. Lineage: Eukaryota; Metazoa; Nematoda; Chromadorea; Rhabditida; Oxyuridae.